AUGGUUAUUGCGCCCUAUGUGGUUGUCCUUGCCGUGGGCCUGGUAACAUGGCUCUAUAUGAGCACAAGGAAGAAGAACGUCAACACCGUUGUCGACGGGAAUAAACCUCUACUCAAGCUUCCACUCAUUGGUGACCUUCAUUCCUCGCCCAUUGAUAGACCCCUGGUGAACUGGGAUGCAUGGACCAAACAAAAUGGUCCGAUCGCAGUGCCCAAGCUUUUCGGGAUCGUCCCCAUUGUUGUACUUAAUUCUUUCGAGGCUGUGACUGAGCUUUUCAGUCGCCGCAGCCAAUGGUACAGCAAUCGUCCAGCCUCUGUAAGCAUGGAGAUGAUCACAGGCGCUGAACCCGGCCGAUCCAGAUUCACCCUGAUGCAUGACUAUGAUGAGCACCUGAAGCUGCACCACCGUAUCCUCUCUCCCAGCCUAGGAGCUGUCGCAUCGCCUCAAUAUCAACCUUUAAUGGAGCUGGAGUCGAAACAGUUACUCUUUGAUCUCGCCAAUGCCCUACAGAAGUGUCCCGACGGCGCCACUAUCAGCACGGACGCCAUCUAUCCGCUCUUGGAGCGCACUCAGUCUAGUGUCAUACUGGCGCUACACUACGGCCUGCGCAUCCCGCGCUUUGAGGAGCCCAUUUUGCACGAAAUCAUAGACACGCAGACCCAGGUGACUCAUAUCGCCGCCAAUCCAGCGUUGCCGGACCUCAUUCCGCCCCUGCGCCACCUCCCUGCGUUCCUGUCCCCAUGGAAGCGUGCAGCCGAUAAGCUCUAUGCCGUCCAAGUCGAUCUCUAUAUGCGCCUUUUUCAUCAUGGCAGAAACUCGCCUGGCUGGAAUGCUACGAAGCAAGCCAUCUGUACGGCGGAAAAAUACGCGCCCGUUGAUUCUCCGGUUUCGGAUCUGGAUCUGGCUUUUACUUUAGCGACUUCCAUACAGGGCGGCAUGGAGACGUCUCCACGACAAUUGCUGUGGUUGUUCAUUGCUGCGUUGCAUCAGCCGUCCAUCGUGACCCAGGCACACGCCGUUCUCGAUGCCGUUGUUGGAAGGGACCGGCUCCCACGCUUUUCGGACCGCGCCCAGCUCACAUUUAUUGACGCCAUUAUGCACGAACUGCUCCGUUGGCGGCCGAUCUCGCCCGGUUCCAUCCCCCGGCGCGCCGAUCACAACGACGAGUUUGGGGGGGUCAAGAUUAACAAAGGCGUUACCGUGAUGGCGAACGCCUGGGCCAUUGGUCGGGAUCAGGCAGUGUUCGAUCCCGCUCUCGGUGACCCUCAGGAGUUCAUUCCGGAGAGGUGGUUACGGCAUGAUGCCAACGGAGAUACCAAGUUGCGGACUGACCUUCCACUCCCGGUCUUCGGACAAGGCCGGCGCAUUUGCCAGGGCAAACGAGUCGCUACGGAUGGGACAUUCAUGCAAGUUGCCAGCUUGCUGUGGGCUUUCGAUAUCCAACUCGCUGAGGGGCAACCGGUGGAUCCGUGGGAGAUGGUUGUAGUGGGGUUUAUGACAAUGCCUCGGGAGCGUAAAUUUAAGUUGAUACCUAGAGGAGAUUGGGUCUUGGAUGUCAUCAGGAGAGAAUGGAAUGACGCCGAGAAGAGUCUAGAUAAGGUAAUGGGUAUGGCAUAUGAUGUUGAGGGGUAG
This is a messenger RNA of Aspergillus terreus NIH2624, 1632 nucleotides long. Its product is annotated as cytochrome P450. The record is from RefSeq and is a predicted model, not a curated record. Lineage: Eukaryota; Fungi; Ascomycota; Eurotiomycetes; Eurotiales; Aspergillaceae. Gene Ontology annotation, molecular function: iron ion binding; monooxygenase activity; oxidoreductase activity, acting on paired donors, with incorporation or reduction of molecular oxygen. The transcript has a single exon. Bases 1 to 1632 code for a protein of 543 amino acids.